Molecule: messenger RNA, 3401 nt
Organism: Gadus chalcogrammus (walleye pollock)
Lineage: Eukaryota; Metazoa; Chordata; Actinopteri; Gadiformes; Gadidae
Gene: lrtm2a
Product: leucine-rich repeats and transmembrane domains 2a
Exons: 8
Coding region: 1-1266 (421 amino acids)
Cellular component (GO): plasma membrane
Molecular function (GO): protein binding
Source: RefSeq, a predicted model, not a curated record
AUGAAGUGGUUCACGGAGCUCACGGAGCUCACAGAUUCCAGAGAGAGAUGGAUAGAAACGAAUGAAGUUAUAACAGGGAAAGUCCUAAAUGUUUACCAAGGAAGAGAAGAGAAAGUCUUCCUGUGUGUGCUGUGUCUGCUGGCGGCGUUGCUGCCCUCCUCCUCGGGCUGCCCUCCCCCCUGCCGCUGCUCCCCUGACGGGCUGGAGGUAGACUGCGGGGGUCGCGACCUCUCCUCCCUGCCUCCCCUCCACCUCCUGCCCCAGGGCAGUCGCUCCCUCCUGCUGCCCAACAACCGGCUGUCGACCCUGGGAGCCACGGCCCUCGCCAACCUCUCAUCCCUGGAGGUCCUGGACCUCUCCAACAACUACCUGGAUAACCUGCCGGCUGGUUUGUUCAGAGACAUGACCAACCUGACCCGCCUGGCCUUACACAACAACUCACUCACCAGCCUGGACAAAGAGCUCUUCCAGGGCCUUGGGGGCCUGCAGAGGCUGGACCUGUCUCUGAACGGCCUGUCCUCCGUCCCGCUGGGACUGCUGGACGAGACGCAGGGCCUCAGGUGGUUGUCCCUGGCUGGGAACAGGCUCAACGGUCUGGAGCGAGCAGCGUUCGAGCCUUUGGCCAACCUACAGCACCUGGAACUGGGACACAACCCCUGGGAGUGCGACUGCAACCUCCGCGACUUUAAGCACUGGAUGGAGUGGCUCUUGUACAGAGGGGGUAAGGUGGACGCGGUGGAGUGCACGCUGCCCAAGGACCUGCGGGGGCGGGACAUCCGCGGCGUUCCCAUGGAGAUGUUCAACUACUGCCUGCAGCUGGAGGACGAGAACGGCACCGGCGGGGGCGGGGCCUCGCGCUCCGGCACCGGAGGGGGCUCCCCGCCGUGCGCCCGCGGCGCAGCCCCCCCGGACCCCAACGCCGCCGCCGCUGCCGCCGCCGCCGCCUCGGACAAAAGCAACAACAACGGCGCCGUCGACAACGGCGUCGGCGGGGGCGAGCCCGAGGCCUCGGAGGCGCCGGCGGAGUGCGUGCGGUCCCGCUACCGGCCCGUGAGCGUGCGGCGCGCCAUCGGCACGGUGGUGAUCGCGGGCGUGGUGUGCGGCAUCGUGUGCAUCAUGAUGGUGGCGGCGGCCGCCUACGGCUGCAUCUACGCCUCGCUGAUGGCCAAGUACCAGCGGGAGCUGAAGAAGAGGCAGCCGCUGAUGGGCGACGGCGAGGCGGACGGAGAGGACCGCGAGGAGAAGCAGAUCUCCUCCGUGGCCUAAGAGGAGAACCCUCCUCCUCCUCCUCCUCCUCUGAUUCUGUACACCUCUCUCUCUCUCCUCGGACACAUGAGGAGAGGCCGGCGGACUGGGCGGAGAGACGGGAGGUGACGACUGGGGAAGGGGAGGGUGUCGUUUUAAAGGGCUCAAGACGGACAGAGUGAGAGGGGUUUUCGGAUGGAGGACUGGCUGCUCUCCGGUCGGACCCGGGGCUCUUGUUUCAUAGCUCUACGUGCACUCUGCUACACAACCCCCUGUUGCUGUCCUCUGUCCCCAAUGUCCUUAAUGCUACCUUCAGUUCUUUUGCGUACCGUAAAAAACACACAAACACGCGCAGGCUACUAUUCUAGGUCCUAUCCGGACACUGCGGUAUCGUCUCUCACCAACCACUCCUCCUACUCUCUCACCGACCACUGCUGCCGAGUAGGGCUUACUCCCUCGGAAAUAUUGGCGCAAAAGGGAAGUAAAAGGGCAUUUAUAACUCGGGGAAUACACCGGGUUCCUUCCGAUGCUUUCACGGACACUCGUGGCGCGACACCAGAACAAACAACGGCAUUCGACUUUUCAGGAAUUUACAGGCAGUCAGUCAGGACCUAAAGGUACCGUACCUCGCCCACAGCGUUACCCAGGGACAGUGGUCUUCUGAUCUCCUCCUCAUUCUUUCCCAGGCAAGGUAAACAGACGGCCGACCCCAAAGGCAACAUCACCUGGCCUAGCCCUUCCCCAUUGGCCCAACCUCUCUGUAACCCCUAGGACGCUAAUUGUACAUGGUAACCUAAGCUAACUACACUGGAUGCUCUUCAUCAAAAACAUGAACGCAUUGAGGGGGAAUGCACUCUUGAUGUCGAAAAAUAUAUCAAGGAUGGACCAUUUGGAAAAAAUCCUAAGCCCUUGUUUUCCGCGCUCAUCUUUGUGUCAAAGAGACAUUCAUGGAUCUAUAAACCGCAGACUAGAGGGCAUUUUGAAUGUGUUUGUCCCUGAAAUGGCAAGCACAGCAAUCAUUAGGACCGGCACCCGUUGACCUACUGGAUUCUGUCAUCCAAUUACCUUGCGAAAGGACAGCAGAUUGGGCUAAUUUGUGCUAUUUGUCUUGUUUGUAUCGUAGAGACUCAGCACACACACACACACACACACACACACACAGACGCACACACGCGCGCGCACGCUUUCAUUACCUGAUACAGCUGUAAUGACUGUCAUCUAUAUCUGAAACUGAGAGCUGUCGCUGGAAGGUCCCGUCAAACAUGGACUCUUAUCGCUGUGUUUCAUCUUCUGCAGGAAGCCGGAACAAUAUCCUCGUCUCUCCGAGGCUUUGAGUGAAUUCUCUCCGACUUGGAGGAGCACGGACCUUGCUUUGAUACAAAACUACUUUUGGCUUUCAGGAAUUUGUUUUUCUGAUUUCACCACCAAUGGGUUCAGUUUGCUCACGUUGCGUGUGGGAAAUAUAUAUUAUAGCGAUAUUUCCUCCCCCAAAAAGAACUACAAACCGUCCUUUUCUAAGGACUAAAAACUACAAACUCCUGCACUUUAUUUCCCAUUCCCUCCGGCCUUCCGUCCCUCUCUUCCCUGUGUUCCUUCGAGAGUAGGCUGCCGUGCCCGGGAGCGUUUUGACACCCGACGCAGGGAUUAAAACGCUCCCUGCUAUUUUUCUCCUCCUCCUCCACCUUCUCCAUCUCUCCAUCUUCAUCCACCCCCUCCAGCAAUACUUCACCUUCCUCAUCUCUCUCUCUCUCUCCAUCUCCCCCAUCCCAUGCCCUAAGCCGGCUGUGGUUGUUUGGGUGGAUUUCCUUGAGCGAAAGCGAAAACGCGAGCCGGUCCUGACCCAGAGACCGCUUCGAUUUCUGAGGCUUUCAAAGACAUUUUCACACGACCACGCGACCUUGUACCCGACGCUUGUCUUACACGAGGGCCGGCUUUGGGUUAAAAGCGGCUUCCCGCCGCGGUCCACAUACAAACCUUCUUGUUGGCAGAUGGCGACACUGCGCCUCCCCCCCCCCCCCCCCUCCCUGUGAUGAAGGAGUGGUUCUCGGAGUUAGCGGUCUGGGAAAGAGGGCCGUGAUGGAUUUGAAAUGCAAAUCGUGGCUCGUCUAUAAUUAGUGUCCCUUCUCUAUUUUGGACGGUCCGCUGAGACCCUUAUA